AUGGUGGUCGAAGGGGAAUAUUCUCCCGACUUGAAUGACGAGCACCUUUUCUCUUUAGUCACCCAGAUCAAGGACUGGCAGUGUUUCCCAACACCUUUUCCCCGGGCAAAAUUUCAUCAAGCAGUAGACCUACAGAAAAUAUUCAAUCGGCUCUAUUGCGCCGUUGCCGCAGAUGAGGGAUGGAUAUUUAAUGCGAUCCGAGACCUGGUCCCUCAUGAGCCCCUUGCCUCAGCACUCUGGGGAAUUCAUCGCGCAGUCAAGCUUGCAGGAUAUGCUCAGAGCAUUUCGGUGGGCAUCUUUCGCUCGGAUUACAUGCUCCAUUGUAACAUUGGCGAGGACUUGUCAGGUUCCCCUAAUAACCUCUAUGAAACGAGUUUGGCACAGGUAGAGUUGAAUACAUUCUCCAGUGCUGGUGCCGCGCAUGCAAACAAGGUGGCAGAUAUGCAUCGCUACUUGGAACACACUGGGAUAUAUAAUAAAGGUGAUAUAUCUGUGGAUCUUGUAUCUUUACCGCUUAAUACAAACAUCGAGUCGCUUGCCUCCUGUCUCGCCUUAGCGCACACUAAAUAUGGACCCCCAAAAAGCCAAGGGGUGCAACGGACAGCAAUUCUUUUCAUUGUGCAACCGAGAAAUUUCAAUAUUGCAGAUGAGCGACCGAUUGAAUACGCACUAUGGAACCAGCGCGACCCAGUACCUGCCUACCGACUUGAAUUCGGGCAAGACGUGCUCCAAUAUACCUGGCUCAAUGAAGAUCGACAGUUGCUCUUUCAUCCACCAUGGAUAGCAUCAAAAGCGCCAUUAGAGAUAUCGGUGAUAUACAUGCGCGCGGGAUAUGAAGCGGAUGAGUACAAUGAAGUGGGCAGGGAGGCGCGCCUCCAGCUCGAAAAAUCAACUGCCAUCAAAUGUCCUUCUCUUCUUGCCCAUCUGGCUACGUUUAAAAAAGUGCAGCAGGCGCUGACCAUUCCGGGGGCCCUUGAGCGUUUCCUCGGUCCUCAAGAAGUUGCCGCGAUCCGCCAAACCCUUGUUCCUAUUUAUCCGCUAGAUGAGUCAGAGUCGGGCAUGUAUGCUCGGGAAGUAGCCUGUGAUCCUGAACAGUGUUCGAAUUACAUCUUGAAGCCCUCUCUCGAGGGCGGCGGUCACAAUAUCUACGGCGAUAAAAUCCCCGGGUUUCUUGCAUCGAUUCCGAAGUAUCAGUGGCCCUCUUAUAUCUUGAUGCAGAAAAUUGUGCCGCCAACUUUGCCUGGUCUAUUGAUGGGACCCGCUGGGGUAGAUGAUGGAGAAGUUGUCUCCGAGCUGGGGAUCUUGGGAUGUUGUUUAUGGCAGGUCAAUCAAUCUUCUGAAAUUCGCUGCGACAUGCUCCAUAACUCGGUCGGUGGUUGGACCUUCAAAUCAAAGCAUGCUUAUACAAAUGAAAUGAGUGUGGUCAAGGGAUAUGGCUGCUUCGAUACGCCACGUCUAGUGGAACCUUGA
This is a messenger RNA of Penicillium macrosclerotiorum, 1470 nucleotides long. RefSeq lists its product as uncharacterized. Gene Ontology annotation, cellular component: cytosol. Bases 1 to 1470 code for a protein of 489 amino acids. The record is from RefSeq and is a predicted model, not a curated record. The transcript is spliced from 3 exons. NCBI's taxonomy places the organism in Eukaryota, Fungi, Ascomycota, Eurotiomycetes, Eurotiales, Aspergillaceae. Gene Ontology annotation, molecular function: glutathione synthase activity; glutathione binding; ATP binding. Gene Ontology annotation, biological process: glutathione biosynthetic process.